Equus quagga is the source of this 4605-nucleotide messenger RNA. RefSeq names its product tetraspanin 33 (gene TSPAN33). Gene Ontology annotation, cellular component: membrane. Bases 214 to 1065 code for a protein of 283 amino acids. The record is from RefSeq and is a predicted model, not a curated record. Lineage: Eukaryota; Metazoa; Chordata; Mammalia; Perissodactyla; Equidae. The transcript is spliced from 8 exons.
GCUCCGGCGACUCCCGGCGGCUCCGGUGGCGGCGCCGUUUUCCUGCCCGCGCUUCUCCCGGACGCGCGGCUCGGGCGCCUCCCGCUGAGGCGCGGCUCCCCCGCCGCUCGGGCUCCGGCGGCGGCGCGGCUCAUGACCCCGGGCGCGGAGCGCGCAGGUGGGCCGGCAGCCGCGGGGAGAUAGGCCCCCGGAGGCGGCUGCGGCGGCGGGACCAUGGCCCGGAGACCCGCGGCGCCGGCCGCUCACGGGGAGGAAUUCUCCUUCGUCAGCCCGCUGGUGAAAUACCUGCUCUUCUUCUUCAACAUGCUCUUCUGGGUGAUUUCCAUGGUGAUGGUGGCCGUGGGAGUCUACGCUCGGCUGAUGAAGCAUGCAGAAGCAGCCUUAGCCUACCUGGCAGUGGACCCUGCCAUCGUGCUGAUCGUGGUGGGCGUCCUCAUGUUCCUGCUCACCUUCUGCGGCUGUAUUGGAUCCCUCCGAGAGAACAUCUGCCUCCUGCAGACGUUCUCGCUCUGCCUCACCAUUGUGUUCCUGCUGCAGCUGGCUGCUGGGAUCCUGGGCUUCAUCUUCUCAGAUAAGGCACGGGGGAAAGUGAGUGAGAUCAUCAGUAAUGCCAUUGUGCACUACCGAGAUGACUUGGACCUGCAGAACCUCAUUGAUUUUGGGCAGAAGAAGUUCAGCUGCUGUGGAGGGAUUUCCUACAAGGACUGGUCCCUGAACAUGUACUUCAACUGUUCAGAAGACAACCCCAGCCGUGAGCGCUGCUCUGUGCCUUACUCCUGUUGCUUGCCUACCCCCAACCAGGCAGUGAUCAACACCAUGUGUGGCCAAGGUAUGCAGGCCCUUGAAUACUUGGAAGCUAGUAAAGUCAUCUACACCAAUGGCUGUAUUGACAAAUUGGUCAACUGGAUACACAGCAACCUCUUCUUAGUCGGUGGUGUGGCACUGGGCCUAGCCAUCCCCCAGCUGGUGGGAAUCCUGCUCUCCCAGAUCCUAGUGAAUCAGAUCCGCGAUCAGAUCAAGCUACAGCUCUACAACCAGCAGCACCAGGCUGACCCAUGGUACUGAGAUUCAUCCUGCACCUCCUCACUAUGGUGACAGGCAAGCCUCAUCAACCAGAAGCAAUGGGCAUAGCACCAAGUGGAUUCCAGCCCCCCAGCUGGAAGGAUGCACCUCCUCUCCCCAUCCUAGCCCUCAGCAUCACUAGUUAUUUUAUAUUGUUUCUAAUCUUACUCAUUUGGGUUUAUGUUUUUUUUAAGUUUUGUCUUAGCAGAGAUGUUUGGGAAACAGCUGUUGCAGAGUCCUGGGGGUACUAGGUGCUGCUUUUCACCAAGGCACUACAACCAACAGCUCUACUAGGGCUGCUCCUAAGCAUGACGGACUACUCAGAUUCCGGCUGUUGCCAGCAAGACCUGGCUGGAGUCCAGUUGGCAUGAUACCAGCUCCAGAAGGGAAGGGAGUGGAGCAGGCAGUGAGCUUGGGGGUCGGCUGGGGACAGUUGUAUGUGUUGGGUAGGAGUAGAAGGCACUAUGUUUACUAAAUGUCUGCCCUGCCAUCUUCCCAGGUAGUCAGAGUGAGCUACAUCCUGCCUCUCCCUCAUUUCCAAGGAAACAUGGCAGCAAGGGCAAGAGGUACAAGAGCAGCCAAAUUCAUCCCUCCCCACCUCCUUUGAAAAGUGUUUGGAACCAUGGUCUCUAUAUUCUGCAGCCAGCAGAGGUGGGACUGAGUGAUACAUGCCCUUGAAUUCCUCCCCUGUCUGGCCCUCCCUCUCCAGCAAGUGGGGUUUCUUUAACCUUGGCAGUGUGCAGAGGAGGUAAGGUAACAGGCGCCUAUUCCUCUGGACCGGAGCUCAGUAUUUCCACAGUGUAAGAAGCAGGGAUCUUGUGGGGCUGGGGAGCCAGAAAUGGCAAUAAGAGUUUGUUCACCUGGGCAAAGCUGGACUCCAUGUAUUUUUUCCAUUCUGGCAAUUAGAAAGGGAGGGGUAGAAGGGCCUAGCUGGUCGGCCCUCUCUCCAGGAGGGGACCGUGGACUCCCCUAAAGGCCACUGUACCUCCCGGGCCCCUUGAUUCGCCCUAUCAGAUGCACUUACUUACCCUCCUCCCACAACCCCGCCGUCUCCGGUCUAAAUUAGGUCGAAAGAUUCUCAGUUGUGAUCUGGGAAUGCGUAAUUUUAUCCCCAAACCUGACCUUAAUUUUUUUCUGAACUAAAGUGAAUUACAGUUAAUUUGCCACCCAGAACUUUUAGGAUGGGUUAGGGAAGGACGUGUCUGGAAAUCAGAGUCUAGCACUGUCUCCGGAGCUGGGGGGAGGGGGGAGGCGGGGAGUGCUUGUUAGGGGAACAAGGAGGAAGAACGUCAUCUCUUCACCCCCACUUUGGCCCCUCUAGCCCCCUCCUCCAUCUUUAUCUGAAAGAGCUGGGUACCGGGCCCAUCUUGCUUUGGGGAGGCCCCAGAAAAAAUCUCGAGACAAGCGCGAGGCUUCCUCGCGCCAAGAGGAGCGUGCGAGGGCGUCAAGCCGGGAGGCCGGGCGGGCGCUGCGCUGGGCGGGGCCGGGGUGGGGUCGCGCGGCGCCGUGGGUGGUCCCCGCCCCCUCGGCUGCCAGCCGGCGCCUCCGCCCCUCGCCCGGGAGGAGCUGGGGGACGGGUUGCGAGGGGACGGGGGCGGGGCUGCGUGUCCCGCUUCCCGGUGAGCGUCCCGCGAAGGCUCCUGGCCGAUCGCUGCUGUCUGGGGGCUCAGAGUAGGGGCUUGGCCUGGCCAGAGGAAGACGAGAGAAUCCCUUCCGCGCCGCGCUGGAGCGUCGUGAGUGCUCCCCGCCCCCAGCCUCUCCUACGCGAGCCUUCUGCUCCUGGGAGGGCGCCUUUCCAGCAGCCGCCUGGGGCCCCAGCCAAUGUUUAGUUCCAGCUAGUAACAGAACGGAAAGAAAAAAUAAAAUCAUCACAAAUAAAGAAUUAAAAGAGCCUUUUAUUCUGGGAGAGGAGAGUAAAAACAGCGCGCUUUCUUAGUGCCAGAGACGUGCAUUUUAUACUUUUCCUUCUUUUGGUGACGCGGACCCAGAAGUCCGUGUUUUGGGUUAGGAGCUGGGGUGCUGCACCUUCCCGGUUCACUGGUUUUGAGGAGCUCACCUGGCAGGGGCCUGGUUCAGGGCCUCUUUGAGGAAGAGACCAGGAACGAUGUUGCGCAGAAGCAGGUUCGAAUCUAGAUUUCUUAAACUCCAAACUACAUUUUAACUUAAGUCUCUACUGGCUCUUGGUACCUAGCCUUCUGGGCUUGGACAAAAAGGUGGAAAUUUCUGCCCAAGCCCCAGGCCUUAAAAUGGGCUGAGCAAAAUCUCAGACGCCUACAGUGCAGUUCGCUGUUCCUGGCUGGAUUGUUCGUCAGCCUGGUUCUCCGUCUCUCUCUAGCUUUCUUUUUGGCCUGAUGCUGGGACAGAAACUGCACCAAUUUUUAAAAAGCUUUCUCAUUGUUAUUUCAUGUUUCAAUUUAAUUUGCUCCCCAACUUUCCGUUCCUAAUAAUCUUAGUCUCAAGCAUGUGGAGUUAACAUCAUUAUCUCAGAACAGCUAUCAAAUCUAGGCCUCAAAGGUGAGUGAAUGGAAGAAGAUUCUUGGGGUGGCAGAAAUCAGGCUGAGCAGGCAGAGAUGGAGAGAAAAGGCCUGCAGGGAGGUGAAAAUCUGGGCAGGGUGACAUGACAAGAGAGGAACCACUCAAACCCUGCAAUUUAAACAAGGACCUGAAUCCAGGAGUGCAAAUUUUGCAGAAUGUUCAAUGAAAUUCUGAUUCCCUGUGUAUUUGUGUUCUCUUGCAGCUCUAAAAAAAUUGCCACAAAUUUAGUGGCUUAAAACAACACAAAUUUGUUAUCUUACAGUUCUGGAAGUCAGAAUUCCGAAAUGGGCUAAAAUCAAGGUGUGAGAAGAGCUCGGUCCCUUCUGAGGGUUCCAGAGGAUCCAUUUUCCAACUGCUAGAGGCCACUUGCAUUCCUUGGUGCCUGGCCUCUUUUUCCAUUUUCAAAGCACAUCCCUCCAACCUCUGCUUCUAUGGUCACAGCUCCUUUUUCUCUGACUCCUAUGUCAUUGCUGUAGGACACUUGUGAUUAUAAUAGGACCACCCACGUUAUCCAGAAUAAUCUUCCCAUUUAAGAUUCUUAAUUUACCAUGUCAGGUAAUAUAUACAGAGGUUCCAGAGAUUAGGACAUGGACAUGGACAUUUUGGAGCGGCCAUUAUUGAGCCUACCAUAUCCUCUUCCCACUCUCAUGCAUGACUUAAAGUAGGGGAGGUGUGGGAAUGAGCUGUUGUUAGAUACUGGCAAGAGUUUGGGGUAGAUGUUGUCUGGCCUUCAUUCUAAUAAUUAUCUAACAUUUAUUGAGUGCUUACUGUGUGCCAGGCACAUAUAUACUACAAAGUUUAGUGUGAGGGUCCUUUGCUAUUAUCUGACUUGUCUUCAUCCUAAAGACUAGGGUUAACAGGAUCAGGGACCAGUUUCAAAAAGGGGACACAGGGGGCCAGCCCUGUGGCCAAGUGGUUAAGUUCACGCUCUGCUUUGGUGGGUCCAGGGUUUCGCUGGUUCGGAUCCUGGGCGCAGACAUGGUACUGUUCAUCAGGCCAUGCUGAGAU